Messenger RNA from Amphimedon queenslandica, 990 nucleotides. RefSeq lists its product as uncharacterized. The transcript is spliced from 5 exons. The record is from RefSeq and is a predicted model, not a curated record. Lineage: Eukaryota; Metazoa; Porifera; Demospongiae; Haplosclerida; Niphatidae. The annotation marks the transcript as partial.
UAGAAGAGCAAAAUGCCCAUCAACAACUAGAAAGUGAUGACAGCGAUUCAACUAGUGUACAGUCCCAAUUAUCAGAAGCUACUAAAUAUGCUGGACUGGUUUACUAUGAGGAGAAAGGUGUAGAGGAUCUUGUGACUUUCACUGCAUCUAAAGAUUUGAAUGCUCUUGUUCAGUAUAUUGAGCAGAGACACUCUCAAGCAGAAAUGGGACAAAAUGUAUACUUUAGCUUUCAUCCUUCAAGAGAUUACCUUGAGUUGAAACUUGAUCAUACUCCACAGAAGUAUCCUUUUGAUGGUUGGACUAUACAAUCACACUUUGAACCAUGUGAAUUGCAUCGAUGUGAUAUUGAUAAAUUUGGUGAUGCUAGUGAUCCAAUUCCUCCAUGUUGCUUGAUAUCAGUUAAUAAAUCACCUCGUGCUGUUCCUACACUACACUACUCCAUACCACUGGAAGGUGUGGUUCGUCCUGUUACACUAUAUAUUCAUAGAUCACUGAGAACUACAAAUCCUAGAACCUCCUCCUCCUCCUCUAAUACAAUUAAUGAAGUUACUGCAGCAUCAUCCAAUGGAGGAGCUAGUGUACCAGCUAUUGUUGAUGUUGAUGUUGAUAAGUUAAAGAAGGUGAUUAACAGUGUACUUGUGUCUCAGUUUGCUGCCUUUGCUUCUCUGCCUAAAGAAGCAAUUCCUGAUCUUGCUAAUCAGCUUUAUUCUGUUCAUCUUAUUAACAGUGCAGUCAGAGACAAUCCUUCAGUUGAAAAGUUUAUUGGUGAAUUCAAGGCCAGUCUUAAUUUUAUGACUGAAAUGUCAGAAGUACAGGAACAUUGUUUAAAGUUUUUAAAUUCAUUCCUUGCUGUAAGUGGUAGUUUUACUAGUGCAGCAAAGUUUUUGUAUCAGAAAUGGAUUAUAGCCAUUAAAACUGAAUUAGGCAUUGAUUUUAUUAUUGAUAUUAACUUUAAUUAGUAAUUUUGUAUUUAAUAAUUUUACUUUAAUG